Mucor velutinosus is the source of this 855-nucleotide messenger RNA. RefSeq lists its product as uncharacterized. Gene Ontology annotation, cellular component: nucleus; proteasome core complex; proteasome core complex, alpha-subunit complex. Gene Ontology annotation, biological process: proteasomal protein catabolic process; ubiquitin-dependent protein catabolic process. Bases 1 to 855 code for a protein of 284 amino acids. NCBI's taxonomy places the organism in Eukaryota, Fungi, Mucoromycota, Mucoromycetes, Mucorales, Mucoraceae. The record is from RefSeq and is a predicted model, not a curated record. The transcript has 7 exons.
AUGUUUAGAAAUCAAUACGAUAACGAUGUCUCGACUUGGUCUCCCCAAGGUCGUAUUCAUCAAGUUGAAUAUGCUGUGGAAGCAGUAAAGCAAGGUUCUGCUGCUAUUGGUUUGAGAAGUGAUAAAUUUGCCAUUUUGCUUGCACUCAAGCGUUCAUCCGGCGAGUUGGCUUCUUACCAAAAGAAACUGAUCAAGAUUGAUGACCAUAUGGGUAUUGGUAUUGCAGGCUUGACCUCUGAUGCCCGUGUCUUGAGUAAUUUCAUGCGUUCCGAAGCCAUGAGAUCAAAGAUGUUGUAUGAUAGACCUUUGCCCACACAAAGAAUCGUGAACGCCAUUGCCGACAAGGCACAGGUAAAUACUCAACAAUAUGGACGUAGACCUUACGGUGUUGGUCUUCUUGUCAUUGGUUAUGAUGAAACUGGACCUCAUCUUUUUGAAUGUUCUCCUUCUGGUACUAGCUUCGAAUAUUAUGCCAUGUCUAUCGGUGCUAGAUCUCAAUCAGCCAAGACUUACCUCGAAAGAUACCGCGAAGAUUUCACUAAUGCAUCCUUGGAGGAGCUUGUUCGUCAUGGUCUUCAAGCACUUCGUGACACAUUGCAACAAGACAAAGAUCUCAAUAUCGACAACACAUCUCUCGGCAUUGUAGGAGACGGCCAUCCAUUCGAAAUCGUUGAAGGCGAAGCACUGCAAAGAUAUCUGGAUUUACUUGGUGAAGAUACAGGCAGAACUAGAGCCGCUGGCCCUGGCGGCGCUGCUGCCAAUACCACUUCAGGUUCCAACAAUGAUUCUGAGCCCUCUGAACCCGCUGCUGCUGUAUUAUUCGAAGCAGCAGACCCAAUGGAUACGGAUAAUUAA